ACAAUGAGCUGGAACUUCCUGACGAGUUUGUUGGAGGAGAUAUCUCUGCACUCGACGUACCUGGGCAAGCUGUGGCUCACCACGUUCCUGAUCUUGCGCAUCAUGCUGACGAUCGUGGCGGGAGAGUCAAUCUACCACGACGAGCAGAGCUCGUUCAUGUGCAACUCCCAACAGCCGGGCUGCACGAACAUGUGCUACGACACCUUUGCUCCCCUGUCCUACGUGCGCUUCUGGAUCUUUCAGAUUAUCACCGUGGCGAUGCCAAGCAUUCUCUACCUCGCCUUCGCCAUACACAGGAUACAGAGGUCUAGUGAAAAGGAGAUUUUUUACUUUGACUCCCGCGUCGUUAUCCGCAGGUCAGAAAGCUCGCGGGGCGACCAAGAAGGGGAGUUUGCCGACGAAACCGGCGCCGGCGGCGGCGAGGUCAAGAAGAACGACUACAGACGGCACGACGGGCGUCGCGCCAUCAGGGCCGACGGCCUCAUGUGGGCCUACGCGCUGCAGCUCGUCCUGCGCACGGUGGCCGAAGCGGGCUUCCUUCUGGGCCAGUACGUGAUGUACGGCUUGGAGGUGAUCCCCCGCUUUGUGUGCCCCCGCCGCUACCCCUGCGUCCACUUCGUCGACUGCUUCGUGUCGAGGCCCACGGAGAAGACCGUCUUCCUGCACGUCAUGUACGCCGUGGGCUGCCUCAGCCUGGCUCUCGACCUGGCCGAGAUGUGGCACCUGGGGAUGGGCGCUCUCAGGGACGUGCUGCCGGGCAGCCGAGCCAAGCGCCGGCAACGGAUUGCGAAGGGCAAUCCUCUUCCUCCUCCUCCCCCUCCUCCUCCUCCCGACGCGGCCGAGACGGAGGACGCCGCCCCCCGGCGGAUGGCGAUAACGGCGGCGGAUGCGUUGCAGCUGCAAGGCUACCUGCGCGCGAUAGAGCGGCGGCUGGACCUGACGAUUUCCCAAUCGCCCCGACGGGCCAGGGCAGCCUGGGGACACGGGGAGAGCGGAACAGGGAGAGGUGGGGCAGGCGGAGAGGGAGCACGGCGGGGGUCUCCGGCCUCACACUCGGCCGCGGUGGCCGUGAGCAGAAGCCCCCAAGUGCAGCCGGGAAAGAAAUACAAAGCGGCGGCGGCAGCAGCAGCAGAGGAAGUGGAAGAUUCCGGAGAAAAACAAGAAGAGUACUACAACUACCACUACUACCACACGUACCGGCGACGGCCACUGGAAAAGCCGGCGCCGCUGACGGCGCAGAGCCCCCGGGACGCAGCGAUCGACGCGGGAUCAAUCUUCGCCGGGCCGGCGGCGGCGGUGGUGGUGGUGGGUUCCGUUGAAGGCUCCGCGGUCGGGCUGACGGCAGCGCCGAACCCAGAGAGACGGCGAAGGGUCCCCCUCAGGGAGUGA
This is a messenger RNA of Callorhinchus milii (elephant shark), 1389 nucleotides long. RefSeq names its product gap junction gamma-1 protein-like. The record is from RefSeq and is a predicted model, not a curated record. Gene Ontology annotation, cellular component: connexin complex. The transcript has 4 exons. Gene Ontology annotation, biological process: cell communication. Lineage: Eukaryota; Metazoa; Chordata; Chondrichthyes; Chimaeriformes; Callorhinchidae. Bases 4 to 1389 code for a protein of 461 amino acids.